UAAUAAAAUGUAUAUAAAAAUCUUUCACCAAUUAAAGCGAAACGAGUUUGAUUCCAUCUUGUUGGCGUUCACCAUGGCAUUUAGAUCUAUUAUGAUCCAAUACGCGGAAAUACAGAUGGUUUUGGUAAUAUUAUCGAUCAAUUUUAUGAUCAAGACUGCGGACAUAGAUGAGGUUUGUGUGAAAACAUUAGCAGGCUAUAAUGGCAGCGAUGAUCUAAAUAUUUUGGCCAUUGGAAUGAUUCGUACGAAUAUGUUAUUAGUGACCAGAGAUUAUAAUGUCUAUUUAAUCAAUCGUGAAUCAAUGGACAUGGCGAUAAAUACGUUAUAUUUACGAAAAAAAUCAGUACCAAUGUCGGAUCAAUAUCCAAAACUUUAUAAUAGUAAACAAAUGAAAAAUAUUAAACAGUAUACGUACAACACUGUAACAUUAAUCGAUAGUUAUAGUGAUUGGCUUUGUUUAAUCACAUGGAAACUAGUAUAUCCAUCUUUCGGACUUUGUUAUGAUCUGUCCCAUUCUCGAAUAAUUGUCGGCUGGCGUUUAACCAAUCGUUUUAAUGAAAUAACAAUUUCUACUACCAGGCCUGGAUAUUUUUAUACGAUAAAAAAUCAAAGUGAAAGCGAUCCAUCAUUACAAAUAGCAGCUUAUAGUACAUCAGAUUCUACAAUACAAGAUAAAACCCACCUAAUUAUAACUGAAUUUCGUUCACUUUGUUACGAUAAUGCUGAUCCAAAUCAGAUUCGAAUAAUAGAACAAUCUUUAUUUAAAACUUGCAGUAAGCCAGUCAAAUGGUCUGUGAUGAAAGGUUUUGUUGCGAACGGCCGAUUUUAUUUAUUUGCAAGGGAUUCGAUAUAUUCGUUUAAUGAAGAUGUUUAUAAUAGUAAAGAAGAAUCAUAUCCAUUUAAAAGUCAUUCUUAUCAAUCAUUUUUCAAUUGUAUCGGUUCAUCAGAAAUUAAAACGACAACAGUUACAGCUUUUCCAAUUACAACAAAAACAAGCCCCAGUGCUGUUACCAAAACAACAAAAUUCACUAAUCCAUCAUCUCUCACAACAGGAACAAAUUUGCAUACGAAAUCGACAACAGAAACAGAUCACACAACAACAUCAUCCUCUUUAGAACCAACUGAACCUUCAACUGGAAUAAAAUCUAUCAUUUAUAUAAUAUUAUCUACUGUUAUCACUGCGAUUUUUCUAUCAAUAUGUUAUUGUUGUUGCUGUAAACAAGAUUCAAGACUAAUAUUAAUAAAAUCUAUUUAUAGUAGUAAAUAUGGAAAAAGACGUUCAGGCAUAAGCCGAAUACAGAAUAGUCAAGCGAAUUCAAGUCACAAACGAUCAAAUGAUGCUGGUAGAUCAAGAAUUUCAUCACGAAAAACAACAUUGAAACUAAAAUCAAAACGAAGUGCUAGUAAUCGAUAUACGUCAAUAUCAACCAGUGGAAUUAGUAGGAAAGGAAGUUCAAAAUAAAUAUGAAUUCAUUUGUAAUGAUAAUGAUCAAAAAAAAAUUAAAUAUUCAAAAAUUAAUAA
Molecule: messenger RNA, 1522 nt
Organism: Dermatophagoides pteronyssinus (European house dust mite)
Lineage: Eukaryota; Metazoa; Arthropoda; Arachnida; Sarcoptiformes; Pyroglyphidae
Source: RefSeq, a predicted model, not a curated record